Candoia aspera is the source of this 3327-nucleotide messenger RNA. RefSeq names its product tubulin tyrosine ligase like 10 (gene TTLL10). The transcript has 15 exons. The record is from RefSeq and is a predicted model, not a curated record. Bases 1 to 3198 code for a protein of 1065 amino acids. Gene Ontology annotation, molecular function: protein-glycine ligase activity, elongating. Gene Ontology annotation, biological process: protein polyglycylation. Lineage: Eukaryota; Metazoa; Chordata; Lepidosauria; Squamata; Candoiidae.
AUGGCUGAUCCGGAAAGCACGCCCUCUAGAGCACUCUCAAAGCAUGUAGGGCAUGCCAAGCCAAGCCACUGUCCAGAACACAAAUGGGCUUCAGCGAGGGAAGUUGUGGGGAAGAAAUCCAUUUUCUACCCGCUGAGCGAGCAAGUUGAGCCUGCAGAAGGAGAUGCUGGUCCUUCCCAAAGCAGCCCCCCCUUGCAGCCUGCAGAAGGAGGGAGGCCGGCCAGGACGGCAUCCGUUGUGGGAUCAGUCAGUGACCCUGGACUGAGCAGCAGCAAGCAGGUGGAAGAGCUGGAUCUGCAGGUGUCCACCAGGUUGGGCUUGGAGGUCCCUGAGAUGACCUUGGGAAGAAGACAUGAAGGUUCAGAGUCCAGCCAAGGCCAGGAAGAGGCCGGGAGCUUCAGCAGAGGAGGCGGUGAGGUGGUGGCGGAAGGGGAAGAGGCCCAGAGAGAAGGGGGCGAGGAGGGUCCUGCGAAGGCACUACCAGCAGAUCAAGGUCAGGAAGCAUCUGGCCACGGGGAGGACUCAGUCGGCGAGUUGGCCCAGACCUCCCAUUCCAGCUGCAAGGUAAACUCUAAUGGGAUCUUAACGGGCUGCGUCGCCAAGUGGAAAAAGAAACAGAAGUCCAGAACCCAAGAGAUUCUGUGCCCUGAUGGACCUCCACCACUGGCCCCAGAGCUGCUACGUACCGUCUUCCAGUCUAGCCGAACAGACAGGCAGAAAGUAGCGGGAACUUUAGAUUUCUCCAACGGGCGAAAAACCCAGCCUUCCAAAGCCCCGAACGGCCUAAAGACACGUCUCCACUUUGGGGACGUCACCUUUUUACCAGAACCCAUUCAGGAUCUCAGUCUACCCAGAUGGAUGAACGAAAGACCGCUGGAUGGCAAUGAAAGAGCAGCUGCCCUGCGUUUAGGCUUUCGCUGGUUUCCAUACUACAACGAAAAGGGGGAGGCCCACCAGGCGACAGCAGUGCCACAUAGACACCUGGGACACAGUCAUCCAAGGCUUCAGACCAUCCUGUCCCAUCAGCAAGGAGCGAUGCACAAGAAACCACGCCAGCACCUUGCCCCCCUGCAGACCCUAAUCUUCUUCUCUUGUGCAGAUUCCAAGGGUGUAGAAAACCGGAGAGAGAAAUACGCAGCUCUCUUUGAAAGCCAAACACCAAAGGCCUGGAAAACAUACAAGCAAAGUGGUGUUCCCAACGUAGCGGAAGGGAAGCUCACGAAUGACACCAAAUUCAGGAAGCACAGAACCAUCCCAAAUGCACUGCCCCGAAUGAGUCACCUGGAAGAGAAAAGAACAGAGGAAGCCCCCAGAUCGGGGCCUUUCUUUUACAUCGGAGGAGCAAAUGGGGUUGAAAUCUUGAAUAUCUACUGCAAAAGUAGAGGCUGGCAACGAAUCUAUGACAACCGGAGAGAAGACUACAUCUUGAAAUGGUGUGAGACCAAGUGUCGGGACACCUAUUACAACUUCAGAGAAGGAGAGCAGCUUCUCUACCAGAUCCCAAACAACAAGAUCCUUACGACAAAGAUCGGCCUCUUGAUGAACCUCAGGGAAUAUGAACGGGUGAUGAGGAAGGUCAGCCGGACAACCAAAUUGCUAAAAAUGGAAGAUUUUUUCCCCGAGACCUUCCGUCUGGACACCAAAGACGAGAAAGAAAUCUUCUUCAAUGUAUACAGAGAACCUCAUAUUUGGAUCUGUAAGCCCACCAGCUCAAACCAAGGCCGGGGCAUUUUCCUUCUGAAAGACCAAGCCGAGGUCCAAAGCUUGCAAGCCAGGCUCCAGAACAUGGAGGACGACCCUUUGUACAAGAAGCUCCCUUAUAAACUACCUCCAGCACGAAUUGUCCAAAGGUACAUUGACCGUCCGCUUCUCCUGGAGGGGAAAAAAUUCGACGUCCGCUCUUACUUGCUGAUCGCCUGCACCGUGCCAUACAUGGUCUUUUUCGGGCACGGCUACGUCCGGCUCACGUGCCUCAACUACGAUCCCAAAUCGGAUGAUCUCACUUCUCAUCUGACCAACCAGUACGUGCAGAAAAAAAGUCCCAUCUAUUCCCACGUCAAGGAGGAGACGGUCUGGCUGAUGGAGCGCUUCAACACCUAUGUCAACGAGAACUUCCGACAAGCCAAAGGGCUCCCUAGAGACUGGGUCUUCAACAGCUUUACCAAGAAAAUGAAGGAAAUCAUGUUGCAGUGCUUUCUGUCCGUCAAAUCCAAGCUGGACUGCAAACUGGGCUACUUUGAUCUCAUUGGCUGCGACUUCUUGAUCGAUGAAGAUUUCAAGGUGUGGCUCUUGGAAAUGAACGCCAACCCUGCGCUGCAUACCAACUGCGGGGCGUUGAGGAACGUGAUUCCCAAGGUGGUGAACGAGACCCUGGAUCUGGCCACCGAGAUCUUUUCCAAGGCUCAGAAGGCCGAGAACAUCUUACCUCUGGAGUCUCUUUGUCAUUUUGUGCUGCUGUACAAUGGAACGGCUUCCGACAACGGGCUGUCCCAGCCAACCAAGAGCAGGACUUCCCUCAGUUCUCUGAAGAUCCCCCGGGCAACUCUGGAGAAGGCCAGCAGCAGCACCACCGGGGUGCCCAGUCGCCCGACGGAAAAGCAGCCGCCCCCCAAAGCCCCUGAGAAGGUGCCAAGCGGGGACCUCACAGGAGAAGCCAAGGGGGGGGUUGCUGGCGCUCCCGAAGAGCCGGCCCUGCCCCGCAGCAAAGGAGUCCAACGAAACCCCCUUCCGAUGCCCCAGAUCCAGAUCUCCAUUGUCCCCAGCCUGGCCUGCUCCCCGUCCGUCAAAGCCAUCCUCCGGGGCAACCAAGUUUGCACCAGCGGCAACCAGUACAUCGUCAAGCACGUUCUGGCCGCCCCCGAUGGCAGCGCGAAGGCGGAGGGCAGUGAGGAGCAAACCAAGGCCCUCAGCCUCCCCCGGCGGAGCGCCCAGGACAAGUCCUACACAACCUGGUUCCAGCAGACCUUUGGGGCCAAGCUGCCGUCCGCCAGUGGCACCGGCCCGGGGAGCUCCUUGACCAGCUCGCAGAUGCUGUCCCUCCACCUCCAGUCCAGCCUGCCCCCCAACUGCCUGCUCCUCCCGGAGUCCCCCAAGCCCUUCUGUUUGUCCGAGGCCCCCGCCAAGGGGCCAGCAGACGACAGCCCAAGCUGCAGUGAAUCGCUCCCAGAAGAUAAAAAGAUCUCCCACCGCGGGUCUUAAACAGCCCCCCACCCCAGUCGCUUGUGUAUUUCAAAAGCCCUCGUUCCCUUUUUCCUAUAAAGGACAAAACCAAGAAAAAAAAAGAAAAAGAAAAAAGAAACACCUUUAUUUCUGAUGUGUUUCAGCAUC